Messenger RNA from Darwinula stevensoni, 1353 nucleotides. NCBI's taxonomy places the organism in Eukaryota, Metazoa, Arthropoda, Ostracoda, Podocopida, Darwinulidae. The record is from the annotation of a GenBank genome assembly.
AUGGAUGUUGGGGGAAAAUUGCACAAAACCGAACGGAUCCGACAGGAGAUGGCGGUGAUGAGCAGUGCGACGGCGUGCGCGGCGAUCACGUCGCACCACGCGUCCAUCUCGAACCUGCAGGCGCCGGAUCCGGCAUCCCUGACGGGGUCGUCCCAGCACGUGGGCUCCAUCCUCGCGGAGAAGCUGCACGGGUUCACGGAGAAGCUGCAGCAUCUCGGGCAUCAUCGCAGCGACUCGGACGGCUCCUCUCGCACCUCCCGGACAGGGAGCAUGGGAGCGGCGAUGCAUCCCACGGUCAUGGUCACACAGGGCCAAGAGCAACAACAGCAGCAGCAGCAGGGUCAGACGACGACGAACAACAAGAGCAGCGAUUCCUCGUCCCCUGCGCAUUCUCAGGCAUCGAGAAAUUCGUCUCGAAAGUCCAACGCCUCUCUGCUCGUCCUCUCCACGAACGGGAAGAAGGAUCUCUCGGGGCUGGGUGGAGUGAAGAAGAGCGUGGACCUGGGUGGGACUGACGUACGGGUGAGCCUGAAAGACAUCGUCUGUUACAUGUCCCUCUUGGAAGGUGGGAGACCCGAGGAUAAACUGGAAUUCAUGUUUAGGCUGUACGACUCGGAUGGGAAUGGGGUUCUGGACACCAACGAGAUGGAUUGCAUCAUAAACCAGAUGAUGAAUGUGGCGGAGUAUCUGGGCUGGGACGUGUCGGAGUUGAAGCCAAUCUUGAAGGAGAUGAUGAUGGAGAUCGACUACGACGCAGACGGGACGGUGUCAUUGGAGGAGUGGAAGCGAGGCGGGAUGACCACCAUUCCUCUCCUCGUCCUCCUCGGAUUCGAUACCAACAUGAAGGAAGACGGUCAACAUCUGUGGCGGUUGAAGCACUUCAAUCGACCCGCUUAUUGCAACCUCUGUCUCAACAUGCUCGUCGGGCUCGGCAAGAAAGGCCUCUCUUGCAUCUGGUGCAAGUACACGGUGCACGAGCGGUGCGUGCAGAGGGCACCGGCGUCUUGCAUUUCUACCUACGUGAAGAGUCGGAAGAGGAGGUCGGAUCAGAACCUCAUCCAUCAUUGGGUGGAAGGAAACGUGACGGGAAAAUGUGCAAGGUGCAAGAAAACCGUGAAGACUCUCAAUGGGAUCACGGGUCUCCAUUGUCGAUGGUGCCAUAUUACCACUGUAAGUGGGACCGGGAACGCUCCAUUCGGCAGGCAUGAAUGCUUUGCGCGAAGCGCUUCCAGUCCUCGAGCUGGCGCUGAAUGCAUCCAGGGUGAGGAAGAUUACCCACUCUGGCAUCUGGAGACAUCCGCCCGACAAACAGUGGAGGACAAGGGCGGGGAGCUGGGGAGGGGGAUUAAUUAA